Erinaceus europaeus (western European hedgehog) is the source of this 1972-nucleotide messenger RNA. RefSeq names its product testis expressed 264, ER-phagy receptor (gene TEX264). NCBI's taxonomy places the organism in Eukaryota, Metazoa, Chordata, Mammalia, Eulipotyphla, Erinaceidae. Gene Ontology annotation, cellular component: nucleus; autophagosome membrane; replication fork. Bases 728 to 1669 code for a protein of 313 amino acids. Gene Ontology annotation, biological process: reticulophagy; protein-DNA covalent cross-linking repair. The transcript has 9 exons. The record is from RefSeq and is a predicted model, not a curated record.
GGCUGGAGCGCGCAGGCCCCGCGACCGAGCCGGGAGUCGCCUGCGCGCAUCGGUGUCCGCCGCGGGCGGCCGCUGAGGUGAGGGCCCGGCCGGGCUGCAGCAGGCGCGCCGUGGGCCGCGGGCCCUGGGCCACCCAGGCCGGAGCUCGGGGCGCCUCCGCGUCCCCGGCCGGCCCUUGCCUCUGCGCUGGCCCACGGUUAGCCCCGGCCGGCCCCGACGGCGCCGAGGCGACCUUGAAGCAGCCCCACCUCCCGGGCCUCCGCCGCGGGUGCCCGCCCCUCCCCGAGCCGGCGGGGCGGAAGGGAGGGGAAACUGAGGUCGGAGCCCAACUUGAGCUCCGCCCCCGCGGCCGCAAACUUGAAGGUCCCUCCGGGGGCCAGAGCUCGGGGCCCGCCGCGGUCGAGCCGGAAAGAGGAGGACUGACGGGGUGGACGGCGCUGGAGCACCUGGUCCCUGCCGCGUCGGAUGCCUUGAUUUGCUAAAAGUGAGCCCGGCGGGUCAGGUUGGGACCAGGGGCUUGAACCCAGGGCCUUGAGCUUGGUAACGUGUACACGUAGCCAGGUGCAGGAAUGUUCCUCCAUUUGCUAGAUAAAUGGAAAGGAGAAGACAGAGAGAGAAAGACCCCUACAACCCUGUUUGAUUAUGCGUGAAGCUUCCUCCUGAUUUUGUUCUGCAUCGUUUCCCUUAUUGUUGCUGCCGUGGGCUGCGGCGUGGGGGACACAGAGCCAUGUCGGACCUGCUCCUCCUGGGCCUGAUUGGGGCCCUGACUCUGCUGCUGCUCCUGACGCUGCUCGCCUUUGCUGGAUACUCGGGGCUGCUGGCCGGGGUGACAGUGAGUGCUGGCUCACCCCCCAUCCGCAAUGUCACAGUGGCCUACAAGUUCCACAUGGGACCCUACAGUGAGACUGGGCAGCUUUUCACUGAGAGCUGUAGUGUCUCCCCCAAGCUCCGCUCUAUUGCCAUCUACUAUGACAACCCACACACGGUGCCUCCCGAGAAGUGCCGCUGCGCAGUGGGCAGCAUUCUGAGUGAAGGCGAGGAACCUCCCUCUGCUGAGCUUGUCCAGUUCUAUCAGAAGUUUGGCUUCAAGGUGUUCUCCUUCCCAGCACCCAGCCAUGUGGUGACAGCCACUUUCCCCUACACCACCACCAUGUCCAUCUGGCUGGCUACCCGCCGUGUCCAUCCUGCUCUGGAUACGUACAUCAAGGAGCGGAAGCUGUGUGCCCACCCCCGACUGGAGAUUUACCAGCAAGACCAGAUCUAUUUCAUGUGCCCUCUGGCACGGCAAGGAGACUUCUAUGUUCCUGAAGCAAAGGAGGCAGAGAGGAAGAGCCGGGCACCUGCAGAGGCUAACGAUGCCCAGACGGAUGGCACGGGAGCUGACACCAUGAGUGACACAAGUUCCAUAAGCCUGGAGGUGGGUCCUGGCAGCCGAGAGACUUCAGCUGCCACACUGUCCCCUGGGGUGAGCAGCCGUGGCUGGGAUGACGGCGACACCCGCAGUGAGCACAGCUACAGCGAGUCAGGUGCCAGUGGCUCAUCCUUUGAGGAACUGGACCUGGAGGGUGAGGGACCCCUGGGGGAGCCAAGGCUGGGUCCUGAGGCUGAACCUUUGGGGGCUGCUAAGUGGCUGCGGGAGCCUAGUACCCCUGAGAAGGGUGAGGAGUAGCCCUUGGUCUACACCCUUCCAUGGUGCAGUCCUUAAGGAACUAGGCUGACUCUCCAGCCCUAUUCUUCCUCUACUUUCCUGGCCCAGCUUGGGGCCAGGGGCCUCGGGGGGGCACCUGACUUUGGCCACCCUGGACCUCUAGCUAUGCCUUCUCCUCACUGUCCGCUCAACUCCUUGGGACAAAGGAGCCAAGAAGAGUUUUCUGCACUCAGCCCCCAAGGCUGCCACCCCCGUUACGUCUUUUUUCAGAUUCACAUCAGAGCUUCCAAGACCCAGAAUAAAGCAAUUGAUUUUCUUGUUUCA